AUAGUAAUUUUACAAUUUUCUUUUCACAGUACAUUCUUUUCUUUCACAGGCAAGUUCCGGAAAUUUGACUAUGGUCUUUUUGGUAACAUGAAGAAAUAUGGUAAGAUACACCCUCCAGAUUAUAAUCUCAGCAACGUCAAAUUGCCAGUGUAUUUGUAUUACGGUGCCAAUGAUAAAUUUGUCGAUGUUCAGAAUUUGUAUCAGCUGCACGAGGCAUUACCCAAUGCUCAGAAAUUUCUGGUACCAUCCAACGAUUUCGCGCAUCUUGAUUUCGUGUGGGGAAAGCACGCAGAUAUUUGGGUAUACAAUAAAAUUCUGAGUCUUAUGGAACGUCAUAGAAAAGAAAUAUAAAUUGUUAUUUUGUACAUUCACGAUAAUGGAAACGAAUGGUUCUCGUCAGUUUUCUUUUGUCCCCUCCGUGUGACUUUUUUGUGACAUUAUAAAAUCUUAUUAAUGAUACUAUAAUCAACGGCUAUGUCAAUUUACAAAAAUAAAAAAAAAAGAACGUUAAAUAUUCAUUUCACAAAGAUUUAUUCUUUUCAUGAUCUAAUUAAAGAUGAUUGAAGGACUAGCUGGGAUGUAUUAGUGAGUUUUGGAAUCGUUUCUUCAAUAUUUUCAGUUUUGAAAUACUUCAUAAUUUAUAUAUUUGCG
Molecule: messenger RNA, 651 nt
Organism: Frieseomelitta varia
Lineage: Eukaryota; Metazoa; Arthropoda; Insecta; Hymenoptera; Apidae
Product: lipase 3-like
Exons: 2
Coding region: 88-351 (87 amino acids)
Source: RefSeq, a predicted model, not a curated record